Molecule: messenger RNA, 498 nt
Organism: Eucalyptus grandis
Lineage: Eukaryota; Viridiplantae; Streptophyta; Magnoliopsida; Myrtales; Myrtaceae
Product: 2S albumin
Exons: 2
Coding region: 28-498 (156 amino acids)
Molecular function (GO): nutrient reservoir activity
Source: RefSeq, a predicted model, not a curated record
CCUGCUGCGUUCAGAUCGACCUGAAGAAUGGCACGCGUCGCGGUCACCGCGGCGGUCCUGGCCCUCCUCGUCGUCGCCGCCUCCGCCACCUACCGGACCACCAUCACCACUGUCGAGUUUGACGAAGAGGCCAACCCCAGGCGCGGGGGCGGCGGCAGCGGCAGCGGCAGCCAGCAGUGCCGCCAGCGCAUCCUUAGGCAGCAGCUCCACAAGUGCGAGCAAUUCAUCACCCAAGGAAGGGGCCUCAUUGUGCUGCCGAGGCACGAGGAGGGGGGCCAGGGGUCCCUCCAGCAAUGCUGCCAGCAGCUGAGGCAGAUUGACCAGCAAUGCCGGUGCGAGGGGCUGAAGCAAAUCGUGCAGGAGCAGCAGCAACAGGGCCAGCUUCAGGGACAGGAGCUGAGGGAGGUGGUCCAGAAGGCCCAGAACCUUCCCAACAUGUGCCGCCUAGGCCCUCAGCGCUGUGACAUCAGCCCCUACGGCGGUGGCGGCAGCUACUAG